AUGGGCAACAGGACAGAUGUGACAGAGUUUAUCCUCCUGGGACUAACCAAUGCCCCUGAACUACAAGUCUUCCUCUUUAUCAUAUUCACUCUUAUUUACUUCACCAAUUUGGUUGGGAAUCUUGGACUGAUUGUGUUGAUCCUCUGGGACUCUCGUCUCCACACUCCCAUGUACUUUUUCCUUGGUCACCUGUCUCUGGUGGAUGUUUGCUACUCUUCAGCAGUCACUCCCACGGUUCUAGCUGGUCUCCUUAUGGGAAACAAAGUCAUCUCUUACAAUGCUUGUGCUGCUCAGAUGUUCUGUUUUGCAACCUUUGCCAGUGUGGAAAAUUUCCUCUUGGCGUUAAUGGCUUAUGACCGCUAUGUAGCGGUUUGUCAACCUUUACAUUAUACCACCAUCAUGACAAGAAGUGUAUGUGCUUGUCUGACCACAGUCUGCUACACUGGGGGUUUCCUGAAUGCCUCCAUCCACACUGGAGACACAUUCAGUCUCUCUUUCUGUAAGUCCAAUGUGGUCCACCACUUCUUCUGUGAUGUUCCAGCAGUCAUGGUUCUCUCUUGCUCUGAUAGACAUGCUAGUGAGAUGGUUCUUGUUUAUGCAGACAGCUUUGUUAUCUGUUCUGCUCUGUUUGUUAUCUUGAUAUCUUACACGUUCAUUUUUAUCACCAUCCUAAAGAUGCGCUCAGCUGCGGGGUACCAGAAGGCUCUAUCCACCUGUGUUUCUCACUUCACUGCAGUCUCCAUUUUCUUUGGGACGCUUAUAUUCAUGUAUUUGCAGCCCAGCUCCAGUCAUUCUAUGGACACAGACAAAAUAGUGUCUGUGUUUUAUACCAUGGUCAUCCCCAUGCUGAACCCUGUUGUCUACAGCUUGAGGAACAAGGAAGUGAAGCGUGCCUUCAAAAAGGUUGUUAUGAAGGCAAAACUGUCUAUUGGUUUGUGA
Lepus europaeus (European hare) is the source of this 939-nucleotide messenger RNA. RefSeq names its product olfactory receptor 5B3-like. Gene Ontology annotation, biological process: G protein-coupled receptor signaling pathway; sensory perception of smell. The transcript has a single exon. The record is from RefSeq and is a predicted model, not a curated record. Lineage: Eukaryota; Metazoa; Chordata; Mammalia; Lagomorpha; Leporidae. Bases 1 to 939 code for a protein of 312 amino acids. Gene Ontology annotation, molecular function: odorant binding; G protein-coupled receptor activity; olfactory receptor activity. Gene Ontology annotation, cellular component: membrane.